Messenger RNA from Lathyrus oleraceus (garden pea), 861 nucleotides. RefSeq lists its product as uncharacterized. Lineage: Eukaryota; Viridiplantae; Streptophyta; Magnoliopsida; Fabales; Fabaceae. Bases 1 to 861 code for a protein of 286 amino acids. The transcript has 2 exons. The record is from RefSeq and is a predicted model, not a curated record. Gene Ontology annotation, molecular function: nucleic acid binding; zinc ion binding.
AUGGCUGGGAGGAAUGACGCUGCAAUGGCUGCCGCAAUGCAAGCGAUGGCACAAGCUGUGCAGAACUUGCCAAAUGCUGGUGGAGAUGCUGGAUCACGUAGCUUGGCGACUUUUCAAAGAGAGAAUCCGCCGGUGUUUAAAGGGAAGCAUGAUCCAGAUGCAGCUUUAGGAUGGUUGAAAGAGAUUGAGAGAAUCUUUCGUGUUAUGGAUUGUACUCCAGCUCAGAAGGUUCGGUAUGGUACUCACAUGCUAGCAGUCGAAGCUGAUGACUGGUGGCUAGAGACUCACGAGGGGUUGACCGCGGCAGGUGAAGUCGUUACUUGGGAUGUAUUCCGUAGGGAAUUUCUGAGGAAGUAUUAUCCAGAGGAUGUCCGUGGUAAGAAGGAAAUUGAGUUCCUUGAGCUGAAGCAAGGAAACAUGUCUGUCACGGAUUAUGCUGCGAAAUUUGUGGAGCUGUCCAAAUUUUAUCCUCAUUACACUGGAGCUGGUGCUGAAUUUUCAAAGUGCAUCAAGUUUGAAAACGGAUUGCGCUCUGAAAUUAAGAAGGCUGUUGGGUAUCAGAAGAUACGCAUUUUUACUGAAUUGGUUGAUAGCUGCAGGAUAUUUGAAGAAGACAAUAAUGCUCAUUACAAGAUUGUCAGUGAUCGCAGAGGCAAGCAACAUCAAAACCGUGGCAAGCCGUAUGAUGUUCCAGCUGGAAAAGGGAAGCAAAGAGCUGUUCCGGCUCAGAGAACUAGUGGGGGAGGUGCUCCUGCUGGUAUAGUUUGCUUCAAAUGUGGUCAGGCCGGUCAUAAGAGUAAUGUUUGCACUGCUAAGGUAAAGAGAUGUUUUCGCUGUGGUUUGUCUGAUAAUGCAGGAUAG